CAAACUUAUAUACCGCACCUUUUUUGCACGUGACAUGCCUUUCAUGUUGUCGUAUUUUCUCCUUCCUCCCACUGUCUCCGGUUGCAAGUUUCGCAGUGAGAUGAUUUCCCGCGCAUGUAUGUGAUGCUGCGGCACUGCUGAAGUGUACUCACCGAGGGAAUUUUACAUCCGCGAUACCGCAUUGCAACCGGCAGAUUGCCCGACGGAAAGCAGCCUGGUCUGAAGUAAAUAUGGCGUCGGAUCAUUCGGGAGAUGGCUCAGGGGACGACGACGAUUACAUGAACAUGACGUUCGAAGAAAAGCAGCCUUCGAGAAAGGCCGAGACACUCACGCAGCGGAAGAAACGACUCGCCCGGGAGGCAGAGAUUAAAGGACGGCCGAAAUCGAAGACAGAGCUAGCGGAAGAAGAGCGCAAGAAUACAGAAGCAGCAUUGAAGACCACAACACUCGACACCAAAAACAAAGGGUUCAAGAUGAUGGCCGCACUUGGGUAUAAACCAGGAAGCGCAUUGGGAGUUUCCAGGUCGGACGCAAGCGAAGCCAAGGACGACCGACUUCUCGAACCUAUAGGUCUCGAAAUGAAAGAUUCGCGGAGUGGCAUUGGUGCGGAUGCAGAGAAGAAACGCAAGUUUCGUGAAGAGAUGGAGGCGCAGGCGGACGUGGAGAAGAAACAAAAAGUCGAGGCGGGCGACUUCAGGGAACGACAGCAGAAGGAGCGGGAAGAAAAGAAAAUCGAAGGACAAGUAUGGGGUGCGAUGAAAGUCUGCGAACGGCUUGAAGAGGAGGAAGAAGAGGCCGAGCGUUCUACGGACAAUGAUGCGGAUCCUGCGAGGCGAAAGUCGACGAAGCCACUCAAAGGCGUCAAUGUUCUCUGGCGAGGUCUUGUCAAGCAGAGAGCCAUCAAUGAUCGAGACCGGAGGAUGAGGUACGACUUGCAGCAAUCACAGGUACGGAGUCUGGAGUAUGAUAAUCCUGACGAGGAUAAAGAGGAUAAGAUGGCGCUUGGGAAGAAGGCAGAAACAGAAGAAGUUGAUAUCGACCUUGACGAGGACGACGAAGAACUCGAUGAGUUCCAGACGUUGGAAGUGCCUGAGAAAUUGGCCAAGCUGGUAGCAUAUCUUCGAAAGAGAUGGCACUACUGCUUUUGGUGCAAGUCCAAGUAUCCGGACAAGGAGAUGGAAGGGUGUCCGGGCUUGACUGAAGAAGAACACGACUAAGGGCAUGAUCGAACCCAGAUAUGAGAAACAUGGCAGUAAGCCUACCUCGUCGUUCACUGAAGUUUAAUUCGAUCGAAGUGACCUAGUAUGGAAGUCGCGUGUGCCAUCGC
Messenger RNA from Exophiala viscosa, 1327 nucleotides. RefSeq lists its product as uncharacterized. NCBI's taxonomy places the organism in Eukaryota, Fungi, Ascomycota, Eurotiomycetes, Chaetothyriales, Herpotrichiellaceae. The record is from RefSeq and is a predicted model, not a curated record. Gene Ontology annotation, molecular function: nucleic acid binding. Bases 231 to 1217 code for a protein of 328 amino acids. The transcript has 2 exons. Gene Ontology annotation, cellular component: kinetochore.